Messenger RNA from Patiria miniata (bat star), 3066 nucleotides. Its product is annotated as thiopurine S-methyltransferase-like. The record is from RefSeq and is a predicted model, not a curated record. Gene Ontology annotation, molecular function: thiopurine S-methyltransferase activity. The transcript is spliced from 9 exons. The coding region runs from base 91 to 894 and encodes 267 amino acids. NCBI's taxonomy places the organism in Eukaryota, Metazoa, Echinodermata, Asteroidea, Valvatida, Asterinidae.
CGUAACUCGGUCAUGAUGUAACGUCAACAAAAGUGAGUUCACAAAGUGAAUAGUUUUAUUUCUACAAGUAAAGUCACUUGGAUAAGGGUGAUGAUAAGGAGACCAGCAAGACUGGGUAUAUUUGCAGCCGUAGUUUCGUUUGCUACUUGGAGAUUUCUCUCAAAACCUCAUCUUUCACUCCUAAGAAGUGGCAAAGUUCUCGGUCGGAGCAUGACUAAUAAAGUCCUUGACGAUGAGUAUUGGAGGCAGCGAUGGGUGAAUAACCAAAUAACUUUCCACAAGUCCGAAGUUAAUCCAAACCUCAUAAAAUAUAUAGCCGAGUUGACUGCCGGACAAGAGAAAUGCCGGAUCUUCGUUCCGCUGUGUGGAAAGUCAGAAGACAUGAAAUGGCUGGCUGAUCAAGGUCACACUGUUGUAGGAGUGGAGCUGUCGGCUCUGGCGAUUCAAGAUUUCUUCAAGGAGAACAAAGUGGAAUUUACCUCCAGCCCUAUGGAAGGAGUCAGUGAUGCUGAUCUGUACAAGAGUAAAGACGACAGUAUUCAUCUCUACAAAGCAAACGUCUUUGACUUGAAGAGAGAUAUUAUUGGCGAAUUUGACUGCAUUUGGGACCGUGCCUCGUUGGUUGCCUUGCUCCGUGAGGAUAUUCAAAAAUAUGCCGAUCAGAUGAGAUCGCUUCUGAAACCAAAGGGCAGAUGUCUUCUGGAACAUUUUGAAUAUGACCAAAGUAAAAUGAAUGGUCCCCCAUUUUCAACUCCAGCAGACGUAGUGAAAAAACUUUAUGCUGAAGGUUGGGAAAUCCAACCACUGCAGGUUACAGAUGGAAUGAACGACAAGUGGCGAAGCAGAGGGUUAGAUAAUAUGACUGCACAAACAACCUUGCUCAUCAAGACAUAAUUGUCGUCAGAAGAUGAAAAGUACGUAGAUGAUGACAUCAGCAGAUGAUGACAAGUCUGUCAUUAUGAGAGUAGCAGCUGCAGCUGAUUAGCUAGGAAAGAGAGUGAGUGACUGUGGCCUUCGGAUCAGAUAAAUGAAUCAAUUUGUUGAUGACAACAACACCGAUCUGAUAUGGACCUGUGAAAUUCAGCUGGAAAAUGAACUAUUGUGAGGACACGUGUUGACUGGGCGACUUUUAUACUUGAAAACAGAGCAACAAUUGGUGUGAACACAUAAGGGUAAUUCCACCGUUUAAGAAAGGAAGUGUUUUGUCCAUUACAGAGCCAUUGAACCAUGAGAUCUUAAUAUUGAUUCAGAGAAAUUAUCAAAUACUCCUAGUCUGUAAUCUCCCCAACCGUUACUAGAUGAUGGACGAGUGAGAUUUGAAAUAUACAUUUUCAGGUUUAUAAGCUCUGUCACGGACAUUACACAUUGCUGGAAUUCCCCCACCCGUCCUAUGCAGACUGCAACAUGCACCGUGAGAUUACGUUUGGAAACAAGAGGGAUUUGAAAAGGCAAUCUAGUGACAAUGCACAUAUAUGGACCGGAAACAAACGGAAGCAUUUGAAAGAAGGGAAAUCGGCUAUAUUUAUGAAUGAAUGUGAGAUGCCAUUUGGGGUAGGCCUAUUAAAAGACAGGUUUCCAAGUCUUCAAUUGUUACUUCAAUUCCAAAAUUAUUUUUUUACGAUCUUAAAUUUUUGGCUAGCUGCGAACAGAUACCGGUACGAGCCUACAUGUAUGCAAUACCGAUUUCCGUCUGUCCGGGCGUCCGUCCGUCCGUUCUGACCAUACCCCACAUGUUUUGGCUUCUUCGUUAUUUAGUUGAAAAAAGGAAAAGAAAUGCAGUUUAUCAGCUCUAAACCUGGGUGGGGUACGGGUGGGGAUUGGGUGGUGAUAGUGCGUUUAUAAUGGUGAUAAUGGUGAUGUGGUAGCCUACAUGUACAUGUAAGAAUACUUGUUAAAAUGUACAUGUAAGAAUACUUGUUAAAUUUUACAAAAAUGUAUGUGAGCAUUUAUAAUUAACCCGACACCUUGGCGCAACAUCCUGUAUCCUGAUUUUCUUCCAUCAUGCCCAUCCCCAACCCUACCUUCAGUCUCCCCUCCCGCCUUUGGGAGCGAGCCAUGGCGGCUUCGCCGUUCUAGUCAGAUUUAAGCAUGGAGGUAGAAUUAGCUACCUCCGUGAUAUAAGGAAACGCACUUGGAUUUUCCUUGUGUUAGUACCCGUGAAAUGACGUUGUUUCAUCAGUGCUCCUCAAUCGCUGAAAAGGCUUGUAGAGCAUGUAAGUCUCGCCAGUCCAUGUUCAAUUGUUGUCUGUGAGCGUCUUGGUUCUAUACACUGAUCAUGACUAGUCUAGUCACAAACUCCCACGUUUGAUUGUUAUAUAUCUGUGCGAUAUACUUGAUUGAUUGAAGGGAAGUUUAGGUAAACAAAUUAUUUUUUUUUUAAAUUAUCUUUGAUAUAUUGUAAAUUGUAAUGCUUUAUACUCUUUCGAAAUAGCCAUUUAUUGUCCUUGAUUGAAUGGACACAAUCAUGACACAAUAUAAAUGCACAAAAUAGGACGUUUAAUACAGAUGUUGUAGUUGUAGAUCCUAAACGUUGUGCCCGGGUGUGCUGUAUUCUCGUAAAAUAUCUCAGGUUUAAAAAAUGUUGAGGCAACCUCCAUUGGUUAAUACUUGCUCUGCUGCCUGGAACGUAUGUGAAAACGAACUUGUUUAGUAGAUAGCAAUACAUAUGUCGAGAGAAAAAAAGCUUAUUGAUAAAAGCGUGGACCGCAACAUGAACAAAUUAUGAGACUGUAAAAAUAUGAGAAGAAUUGCAAUUGGUCCAGACGUAUACUGUGGACUGCAACAUUAACCAAUCAAAAAGCACCCUCGUAAACUGAUUUGAUUACAUGUGUACACACGUGUUGACACCAGGAAAGCCAACUGAACAUAAUUGAAUUUAUUGGGUUUACACUUAAUUUGAUUUGACAAUCACUAUGCAGUAAAAAUUAUAAAAUUACAGUAUUUUACAUACUUGUUUAGUUUGACAAUUGAAUUGCACCUGCAGAAAGAUAUGGCAGAGCAAGACAGGAUUAUAUCAAAAUAAAUAUACAUGUUUUACAGGAAUAAAUUGAAAUUAUCUGAAAGACA